AUGAAGUGCAGGAUCCAUCCCUAUGAGUACGGUGACGGCGUCUGCGCCUCCUGUCUCCGGGAGCGUCUUCUCACCCUCAUUUCAGCCCAAAAUGAGCUCUCCGCCACCAACUCUGCCUACCGGAGGUUCGACCUUGCUGCUUCCGGAUCGGAUCCGCCUCCUCCUCGUCGAGCCCCUUCUCCUCACAUUUUUCACCGCCGAUCCGUCGGAAUCGAGGCCUCCCCCGCCCACUCCCGCGACUUCCGUCGCUUCUUCAGCACCCCGCAGGCCGGCCCCGCCUUUAGGGCGGCAAACGGUGGCGGAUCGUUGGGAGAUCUCGAUGGCGGUAACAUCCGGAAGCAAAGAUUCUGGACUUUGAAAUCCCUCUUUAGGCGCCGCAGAUCGGAGAAGGUGGAGCCCGAUUUGGGGCCUUGCGAGGGACCGUCCUCGAGUUUUUGGCUCUCAACGCUGAUUCGUGGCCGGCGAAACAAUAACCCUAAGAAGAAGCCACAGCUCUCUGGCGAGGAGGAGUCGACGCGGCCGUCGCGGCGGCCGCGGAGGUCUGGCCGCUGUUCGGACAGGGGAAUGUCGCCGGCGAUGGACGACGAGGAUAACUUCGAUUUAGAAUCCUCAACUGACUCCUCGUGGAGGAGAGCGACCCCCUCACCGAUGCGAAGGUUCUCGGCGAACCCUCGUCCGCCUCGUAGCGUCAGCGCGGUCUCGGGGCUCUCCGUAUGCCUCAGCCCACUUGUGAGUUUCGGGCAAGAGGCGAGACGAAGCCAUCCGACGGAUUUGGGGAUGUCCGGUGAGCUUCGCAGCCCCGUAAGUUCCACCCACCGCCGGACUCCGGCUGCCGGGAUCUCCACUCUCGCGCCCAACCGGUCGAGGAAGCUCUCUGACAUUGGUAGGUUCAAAUGA
Messenger RNA from Zingiber officinale, 897 nucleotides. RefSeq lists its product as uncharacterized. The coding region runs from base 1 to 897 and encodes 298 amino acids. The transcript has a single exon. NCBI's taxonomy places the organism in Eukaryota, Viridiplantae, Streptophyta, Magnoliopsida, Zingiberales, Zingiberaceae. The record is from RefSeq and is a predicted model, not a curated record.